Triticum dicoccoides is the source of this 852-nucleotide messenger RNA. RefSeq names its product probable calcium-binding protein CML25/26. The record is from RefSeq and is a predicted model, not a curated record. The transcript has a single exon. Lineage: Eukaryota; Viridiplantae; Streptophyta; Magnoliopsida; Poales; Poaceae. Gene Ontology annotation, molecular function: calcium ion binding. The coding region runs from base 1 to 606 and encodes 201 amino acids.
AUGUCCAUCAACCAUCAAGGCAAUAAUCCACGUACGGUUGUGAGCAGUUCACCAGCAAAACACGUAGAGGUUACAGAGAAGCCAGCAGCAGCAAGCAAGAUUGAGCGUUCACGGAUGGUGGCCGAGGCCGUGGUGCAGGCAUCAUCGGUGUUCGCCGCCUUCGACAAGGACGGCGACGGCAAGGUGUCGGCCGCCGAGCUGCGCGGCUCCAUGACGGCAGCGUUGGGCGAGGAGGUGUCCGAGGAGGAGGCCGCGGCGAUCCUGGCCACCGUGGACGCCGACGGCGACGGGCUGCUGGACCAGGAGGAGUUCUCCCGGCUCGGGCUCGGCGCCACCGGAGACGACGGUGGAGCGGCCGGAGGCGACGACGACGAGGAGGUGAGGCGGCGGUGCCUCAAGGAGGCGUUCGCCAUGUACGCGACGGGGGGCGGCGAGGAGGGCGCCAGGAUCACGCCGGCGAGCCUGAGGCGGAUGCUGGGCAAGCUGCUGGGGUCGGAGAAGAUGGGGCUGGAGGAGUGCAGGGCCAUGAUCUGCAGGUUCGACCUCAACGGCGACGGCGUCCUCUCCUUCGACGAGUUCAGGGUCAUGAUGAUGGCCAAUUUGUAAACGAUGGUUUCAUUUCAUUCGUUAGUUCUUCUUUUGUUUUUUUGACAUGUGGUUGCAGUUGUUCACAUGUUGGAUGUUUCAAUUGUAUGUUGGGGUUUGGAUGUGAUGCUUAAGUUUUGUUUUGUUCUUCUUUAUCUUUUCAAUUUUGAUGAUGAAGAGAAGUUGAGGGUGUCAUGUUAUAAAUAAGCUCAUACCUCUUCCUAUUUGACAUGUAGUUCACUGAUAAGAAUAUUGUUCAUGGUUAUU